AUGUCGGAAGAACGGCCACCAUCCCAAACAGGGGCGCUGCUGCCCAACGACCAAGGCGCGCCCCACCCCCGCCAGGAACCGCUUCCGCCCGCCACGCCGGGGCCAAACGCCGAUCAGCCACACUACCCCACUCCCGGCUACUGCGGACCCACGGACUACACCCCUACCUCCCAACAUGGCAACCCCAUCCCAAGCCAUCCGGCCCACAGGCAUCCUGGCGACCCCGUCGACGCCGAGCAAUAUGUGCCCUACGGCACUCCCCCCGCAGGGGACGCUCCCCCCACGCCUUCUACAGUGCCCCAGACACCCUACGCCUCCUACGGUGCCCCAGACGGCAUGAAGCCAACCGGCCAACCUCAGGAGGGUUUUGUGCCCUGGGCCAGCCCGCAACAGUCUGCUGUGCCGCCUCCAGUGCCUGUUCAGCCGCCGACGCCUGAGAGGCCAUCUCAACAGCGACUUGCUCCCACGUACACCGACUACCAGGGCGGCUAUGUGGGGUAUGCAGGAGGGCAGGAGCAGCAGCCACAUGGGCCGCAUGGGCAGGCUGGGGGGGCUGGCGGGGCGGCGCAAGCGCCUCCCGGGUACCUGCAGCCUCAGGGGAGGACAUGGUGGCAGGAGGGGCCGGUCCCGCCCACGCCGCAGUACGGCCGGACGCCAAGCUUCGCCUGGCAAGGUCGCCCAAGUUCUGCGAGUACAGCAGCUUUAGAGGGGGAGAUUGAGGCGCUGCGGAAAAGGCUCCGCGAUCUCGACACUGAGCAAUUUGAAAAGGAGAUGGAAGCCCAGAAGAAGUUGAGGGACGUGAUGCGUCAGGAGUGUGCUAAAAUCGCUGAGCUCACAAGCGAUCAUGAAGCCAAGCUGAAAAGGAAGGUGGACGAAUUCAACCAAAGAGAGGAGGAACUGAAAGACGAAGUCAGCCGCCUGAAGCAGGAACUUCGGGCAAAAGACUCAGAGCUCAGCAACGACCUCAACCACCUCAGGCAGGAAAUGAAAGCCAAGGAUGCCAAGCUCGUUGUCUACAAAAAGACAGUUGAGGACCUGAAGAAGCAAGUGCUGGAGACACAGGAACAGCUGGAGGGUCUUAAGGAGAGACAGCGGAAGGGUAACAAUGGUGCAGGACCAUCGAGCCUGCCAGCUCCUGCCCCUUAUCAGAAUUACCCUCCGCCCAACCCUGCCCCAGUGCCAGCCCCUGUGCCCCCACCCCGAGCCGGCUAUCCCCAGCCCUAUGCUCCUCAAGGCGGAUACGGGGGUCACCCUGCUGGGUAUGGAGCGCCGCAGGGCAGCUACAAUGACCUGCAGCCCCCCGCAGCUGCCGGUGCAAUAGCUUGCCCGAUGGCGUGUGGUUUUGCAGGGACCCCUGAUGAUGUUCAGGUACACAUGAUCGAGCGUCAUCCUGAAGUCAUGGGUGUUGACGGUUUCGACAACGGCCCAGCAACCAACGGCCGGUGGGCAAACGCUGGCCCCACUCCCAAUCAUGGCACACCUGCUGCUGCCACCCCUUCCCAGCCACCCCAAGCCUCAAGUUCUGGCCCCCAACUUCAAGUCACAUUUGUCCUCCCCAACAACACCAGGCAUCAAUCGCAGCUGGCCCGCAAUGCCCCGAUGUCAGAACUGAAACGGGUGGUGUCGGAAGUGACCGGACGGCCCCAGGCCAACACCAUGAUGCUUGCCGGUGGGCGGCCAUUAAGUGAAAUCCCUGACAUGGACCCUUGGGUGAAUGCCCUGUCAGAGGCACUGAAGAAGGAGGAUGUGGUGUCCAUAAUCUGCAUCCCGAAGAGGAAAUAG
Messenger RNA from Ostreobium quekettii, 1782 nucleotides. The record is from the annotation of a GenBank genome assembly. Lineage: Eukaryota; Viridiplantae; Chlorophyta; Ulvophyceae; Bryopsidales; Ostreobiaceae.